This is a messenger RNA of Oncorhynchus kisutch (coho salmon), 5688 nucleotides long. It is a transcript of the gene slc27a6, whose product is annotated as solute carrier family 27 member 6. Bases 227 to 2098 code for a protein of 623 amino acids. Lineage: Eukaryota; Metazoa; Chordata; Actinopteri; Salmoniformes; Salmonidae. Gene Ontology annotation, cellular component: endoplasmic reticulum membrane; plasma membrane. The transcript has 10 exons. The record is from RefSeq and is a predicted model, not a curated record. Gene Ontology annotation, biological process: long-chain fatty acid metabolic process; long-chain fatty acid import into cell. Gene Ontology annotation, molecular function: long-chain fatty acid transmembrane transporter activity; long-chain fatty acid-CoA ligase activity.
GGAGCGAAACGUGCUCUUGUAAGGACACUCCCCCUUUAGCGGUUAGUUGUACAACAAGAGUCACAUGAUUCCAUGUGCGUUUCAUAAGGCCAGAGAGCCAGCUAAGACUUUAACUGAAUGCGCUGCUCUCCUUUACAUCAUUUUGUAACAAUGCAUCGGUCGGGACAGUGACAUCCACGGCGUCUCGUUCUAGAAUUGUCAAAGGAAUUGGUUUGGAACUGGCGCGAUGUUUUUCUCGUUGGGAUCGGUGACAGCUCUAGUGGCUGGCAUUUUCGCCCUACACGUUGUACAGAAACUGUGUUUCCCUUACUUUUGGAAGGAUGUUUUUUAUUUAGUGAAAGUCAUCCGGUACGGCGCACGUCUGGAGAUAUUCAAAAUUACUUCAAAAGUUGUCACUAUCAUUGACAGAUUCGUGCAACAGGCAGAGCGAAUUCCCACAAAACCUUUCCUUAUAUAUGAGGGAAUAACGUACACCUAUCAAGACAUUAACGAGCGGAGCAACAAAUUGGCGAAUGUCUUCCUCGAGCAGGGCACGUUGAAGAAAGGGGACUCCGUUGCGCUUCUGAUGAACAAUGAGCCCGACUUCAUCUGUGUUUGGUUCGGAUUGAUCAAACUCGGAUGUGCAGUGGCUUUUCUAAACACAAACAUUAAGUCCAGAUCGUUGCUACAUUGUUUCAACUGCUGUGGGGCCAAGACUCUUGUUGUUGGUGCAGACCUGUUGGACUCCUUGGAGGACAUCUUGCCCAGCUUCCUGGAGGACAACAUCUCGGUGUGGGCCAUGAAGAACGAGAGCAGCCACACGGAGGUCCAGACACUGCUAGAUAAGAUGGACAAGGCGUCGGACAAGCCCACCCCGCCUGCCCUGAGGGCUGCCACCUCCCUCAAGGCCGCCACCCUCUACAUCUUCACCUCAGGAACCACUGGUCUGCCUAAGGCUGCGGUCAUCACACACCUCCAGUCCCUGAAGGCUGCAGCAGGGUUCUGGGCCUACGGUGGGUCGGAAGAUGACGUGGUCUACAUCCCCCUGCCUCUCUACCACAGUGCAGCCUCUCUCAUCGGUGUCGGGGGAACCAUCGAGAUGGGCGCUACCUGUGUCUUGAAGAAGAAGUUCUCAGCCUCACAGUUCUGGAAUGACUGUAGAAAAUACGACGUGACCAUCUUCCAGUAUAUCGGCGAGCUCUGUCGAUAUCUGUGCAAUCAGCCUAAGGCCGAGGGGGAGAAGAAGCACAAGGUGCACAUGGGUGUGGGAAACGGGCUCCGGCAGGACGUGUGGCGGGAGUUCCACCGACGUUUCGGCGAGAUCCGCAUGUGCGAGCUCUACGGCUCAACAGAGGGCAACCUGUGUUUCAUGAACCACAUCGGCAAGAUCGGAGCUGUGGGCCGCUCCAACUUCUUCUACAAGCUCCUCUUCAAGUAUGACCUGGUAAGGUAUGACAUGGUACGAGAUGAGCCGGUCAGGAACAGCCAGGGCUUCUGUCAACACGUUAACAAGGGUGAGACGGGUCUUCUCUUGUCCAAGAUUGGCGCCUCCAGUCCCUUCUUUGGCUACGCAGGGAGCAAACAGCUGACCGAGAAGAAGUUGAUGAGGAACGUGUUCGUGAAGGGAGACGCGUACUUCAACACUGGAGACCUCAUGGCUGAAGAUGCUGAGGACUUUAUCUGUUUCAAGGACCGAGUGGGGGACACUUUCCGGUGGAAGGGUGAAAACGUGGCAACAACAGAAGUGACGGAGGUGCUCGGACUGGUAGACUUUAUCCAAGAGGCCAAUGUCUAUGGGGUGGAGAUUCCAGGAAAUGAGGGAAGAGCCGGAAUGGCCGCCAUCAUCGUGAGGCCUGAAUGUGAGUUUAGCGGGAAGAAGCUAUUUGACCACGUCCUCAAUGAUCUACCAGGCUAUGCUCGUCCUCUCUUCAUAAGGCUUCAGGAAUCAAUGGAGAUGACGGGAACCUUCAAGCAGCAGAAAUUCAAUCUAGUGAAGAGCGGCUUCAACCCUUCAACAAUCUGUGACCGUCUCUAUUUCCUGGAUUUCUCAGAGAAAAGCUACGUUCCCCUCACGAACACGCUGUACGGCAGCAUUUUGGCUGGCGAGCGGAAGCUAUAGUGGUUAACCGUAGCUAAAACCACCAACCCUUUUGGUUCACUGAGACGGUGGCAGCAUAGUUGUGCCGUUUCGAAGAGGGACCGAGAGACCGUCAGUUGGGUCUAUUCCUAAUUGUGUAUAAUGUCUGAAAUUGUCUCGUACGAGUGGUCGGGAUCAACAGAGUGGGUUAAUGAUGAAUAUGGGGGGGGGGCAGUCUUAUAUUGAUGGGGGUGUAAAUUGUGCCUCAUCUGAUUUUAUUUAUUUUUUUACAAAAAAAAAUAGCUGUUUUCCUCUCUGGUUUCCAGAUCUAUUGUCAAGACAGUUCAGCUGAGAAGGCUAAAUUGACUUGAGACCAGUGAACCUCGACAAUCAGCACUUUCACUGUCCGUCUGUGCCAUUUUAAUUUGCGGAUGAGGUGUCAUAAAGUGUCACUAGUUCCUCGUUGAAAUGAAGACGAAUGGCAGACUAAAUAGAGGCGUCGUGUGUUUUGAGGCACCGAUGACCAUAUUCUGGCCACCCAAAAUUCUUCGUUCUGACCUACUACACUAACCAACGUAGAUAUGAACUUUUAAUAUCAGAAACGCUUUGCUACAAAUAGUAGUAAUUCUUUUUUUAAAUUUAAAUUUAAUUUAUAUAGUUAAGGCUCAUAAUUUAAACCAAAGUAGGUGUGCUUCGCAGAAGUACAUUUGUUAGGUGUCGUCUAGUAACUGUGUUGAGAUAGUACAGUCCACUGACACAGCACUAGUUUAUUAAGGGCAUCAUGCACUAUGUCUUGUUUUCAACAGUUUACCAGUUAGUCAUUACCAUCUUGUGUUACUCUUGAGAUGUAACCAGACCCAGGUCCAAGUAGUCUUUAUUUCCUUACUUGUACUUUUCAAUCUGUUCCAGUGGUUCCGUUGUACGACCACCUCAAGAAAACAAGUACUAUUUGAACCCGGGGGUCUGAAUGUGGUGCAAAGUGAUUAUAUUUACUGUCAAAUGACAGCUGAGAAGUUUGUCAGGGAUUCUUUUAAGGGUCCAAUUCAGUCAAACCAGUGUUAAUGCCUUAUCCCCUCAAUAAAAUAACAAUGUGGUUCUGGUACUGUAAAAUACUAGCCUGAGGGCCAUUCUGUUGGUGCUAUCAUGCCAACUCCUUGUCAGCCAUUGUCAUGCCAAUACUUGUCAUAUUUGACUUGCAAUGGAGUCUGAGAUCAGGCUAUAGAAGGUCUGAGAUCAGGCUAUAGAAGGUCUGAGAUCAGGGUAUAGAAGGUCUGAGAUCAGGCUAUAGAAGGUCUGAGAUCAGGCUAUAGGAGGAGACAACAGAUCUGGUACCAGGCUAUAGGAGGAGACAACAGAUCUGGGACCAGGCUAUAGGAGGGGACAACAGAUCUGGGACCAGGCUAUAGAAGGAGACAACAGAUCUGGGACCAGGCUAUAGAAGGAGACAACAGAUCUGGGACCAGGCUAUAGAAGGAGACAACAGAUCUGGGACCAGGCUAUAGGAGGAGACAACAGAUCUGGGACCAGGCUAUAGGAGGAGACAACAGAUCUGGGACCAGGCUAUAGGAGGAGACAACAGAUCUGGGACCAGGCUAUAGGAGGAGACAACAGAUCUGGGACCAGGCUAUAGGAGGAGACAACAGAUCUGGGACCAGGCUAUAGGAGGAGACAACAGAUCUGGGACCAGGCUAUAGGAGGAGACAACUGGUCUGAGACCAGGCUAGUAAAAGAACAAGCAAGCCACCUCUUAUAAGUAGAUGCUCCUAGCUUUGUAAUUAGGCAUCUGGCCUCAUUUAUGCAGUAUCUCUACUUACUAAGGCAUGUUUGAGGCUAAGGCAGGUUUGACUGAAUUCAGCCCUUUGUUUAAGAGUUUUCUAUGUAUAGGUAUUAUUAAUUUGUACAGCUAUUUGAACUAUGUUUUGGUGAAGAAGACUAUAGUUUACAAUGUCAAAUGUUGAAUUCAUUAAGAUGAUCAAGUCCCUAUGAUUAAUCUAGCUAGGACUAUAAUAUAAUUGUCAUAUAAUUUAAGCACAAGGAAUGAUUACAAUGAAGUUAAUUUGCGCAGUGUGUGAAAAUCUGCGAUUUUUAGGUUGUCUGAUACCUCUUGUUUUAAUUUCCUGUUUGGACAGCCAAACACAUUUAUUUCACUUUGAUUAUUUAGAAUGUUGAAUAUUUGGUCAAAUGGUGUUUAAACAGCAUUUGUGGUUUAUCAUUUUAAUUUGAUAGUAUUUCAUUUGGGUGAAUGUGUGUCUAGUGCUUGUGUGCCCGAUACAUCAACACUUUCAAAUGCAAAUUUCAGAGUUAAAUGGACCACCAUUUUCAACUUUUCCUUGAAAUGAUUUAUCAUCAUUUCUAAUCUACAAUGCUUGUUUGGUUACAGUAAAUUUGAUUAAUGCAGUCAAUAUAUUAUUAAUAAAGCCUUACCCUUGUCAUUGUAGGAGUGAAAAUGUUUGCAGAUCUCAAAACCUAGGCUAAAAUUUCCUUAUACAAAUUCAAUAGGAUUCAAUUUCAUUAUACAAAUUCAAUAGGAUUCAAUUUCAUUAUACAAAUUCAAUAGGAUUCAAUUUCCUUAUACAAAUUCAAUAGGAUUCAAUUUCCUUAUACAAAUUCAAUAGGAUUCAAUUUCCUUAUACAAAUUCAAUAGGAUUCAAUUUCCUUAUACAAUUUCAAUAGGAUUCAAUUUCCUUAUACAAAUUCAAUAGGAUUCAAUUUCAUUAUACAAAUUCAAUAGGAUUCAAUUUCCUUAAACAAAUUCAAUAGGAUUCAAUUUCCUUAAACAAAUUCAAUAGGAUUCAAUUUCCUUAAACAAAUUCAAUAGGAUUCAAUUUCCUUAUACAAAUUCAAUAGGAUUCAAUUUCCUUAUACAAAUUCAAUAGGAUUCAAUUUCCUUAUACAAAUUCAAUAGGAUUCAAUUUCCUUAAACAAAUUCAAAAUUAUUCAAUUCAGAUUCAAUUUCUGGUGUUAUUUGUCCACUUUGCUUUUACCCGAAACCCAUCUUUCCAAAAUGGAAAAUAUGCCUGUACAUUUUGAAGUAACAGUUAGGGUCUUAGGGCUACAACAGUAAAUAGUCAGUGAUCUGACAGUCCUGUUAAUGUCUGUGUGUGUAGAAGCUAUAAAGCUAUAACACUACUUAACACUGACAGGUAUGUUCAAUGCAUUACGAUGUGGUUUAUAAUGUAUUGUAAAACAUGUUAUAAUCACGUAUGACCCCCCCCCCCCUCCUCCCCCCUUUGAUAAAGUCUUACCUCAUAAUGAUCAUCUCAAAUUUCAGUCAGUUGAAAACAUGAUACAUAGAGAGACGUAUUACAGGCUUUUAAAACAAGACUGAUGCUUUCUUACAACAGUUAAUAAAGCGUUGUAGCUGCUUCAAGUGUGGUACUAGUUAUACCACCUGUUGUGUUGAUUCUCUCAGGGUACUUUUACUGUGUGCACUGGGAAGACCUUGCAAGCUGUAGGGUUUUUAACCCAUUGAGGUCCGACAGUAUAUGUACUGUAUUUGUGUUUUCCAUUGUCAUCAUUGAAGCCUUCAUUAACAGUUCUUUUUAGAACACAUAUUUAGCCUAGCUGAUUAUGGGAAUAGUCUGCCAUUGUGAAUAUGAUAUGGAAGAAUUAUUAAAAGUUUUUAAAAAUGA